This is a messenger RNA of Pseudopipra pipra, 4186 nucleotides long. It is a transcript of the gene STC1, whose product is annotated as stanniocalcin 1. Gene Ontology annotation, molecular function: hormone activity. The record is from RefSeq and is a predicted model, not a curated record. Gene Ontology annotation, cellular component: extracellular region. Bases 231 to 980 code for a protein of 249 amino acids. Gene Ontology annotation, biological process: intracellular calcium ion homeostasis. NCBI's taxonomy places the organism in Eukaryota, Metazoa, Chordata, Aves, Passeriformes, Pipridae. The transcript is spliced from 4 exons.
GAGCCAGAGGGGCCACCCGGAUCCUGCGGCACAUCCAGCGCAUCCCGAACAUCCCCGAGCUCCGCAGCCUCUCCCCGGGUCUCUGUCGCUGGGAGCGCGUAUCCAGAUCCACAUCUUCGCUCGAGCCGGAGUGGGAGAGGAGACACGCACACACACACACACAGAGCCACCAAAAAAAAAAAAAACCCACCCAAAAAAACCCCCCACACUUAGCGGAAACUUGUCAGAGAAUGCUCCUAAAGUCUGGUUUUCUCCUGCUGCUGGCGAUCAGUGCAUCCGCAUCCUACGAAGCCGAGCAGAAUGACUCUGUGAGCCCCAGGAAGCCCAGGGUGGCAGCCCAGAACUCAGCAGAGGUGGUUCGGUGCCUCAACGGGGCCCUCCAGGUGGGCUGCGGGGCCUUCGCCUGCCUGGAGAACUCCACGUGUGACACGGACGGGAUGUACGACAUCUGCAAGUCCUUCCUCUACAGCGCUGCUAAAUUCGACACUCAGGGAAAAGCUUUUGUGAAGGAAAGCCUGAAGUGCAUUGCCAACGGGGUGACGUCCAAGGUGUUCCUGGCCAUCCGCAGGUGCUCCACGUUCCAGAGGAUGAUCUCCGAGGUGCAGGAGGAGUGUUACAGCAAGCUGGACAUGUGUGGCAUCGCCAAACGGAACCCUGAGGCCAUCACAGAGGUCGUGCAGCUCCCAAACCAGUUCUCAAACAGAUACUACAACAAGCUGGUGAGGAGCCUGCUGGAGUGCGACGAGGAGACGGUGAGCACCAUCAAGGGCAGCCUGAUGGAGAAGAUCGGGCCCAACAUGGCCAGCCUCUUCCACCUGCUGCAGGCCGACCACUGCGCCCAGGGCCACCCCCGCGCCGACUUCUCCAGGAGGAGGCUCUCGGAGCCCCAGAAGCUCAAACUCUACUUCAGGAACCUGCGAGGUGAGGGCUCGGCCCCGGCCCACGGCAAGCGCGGCUCCUCCUCGGCCGAGAGCGCGUGAGGGGACGGCCGCCCCGGGGGCCCCGAGGGGAUGCCAAGCGCUGCUACCAAAGCUCCAGAGCAAAUGCCCCCAGCCCAAGCGUGCUGCAGCCAGGCUGAACAGCACCUGGGAAACCUGGGGUUAGGUUUAGUCGUUGAUAUUUUCUGUCCCCCAACCCCCCUUUCUGAACAAAACCUCUCCGCGUGGGUCGGCGUUCGGCGUCUCGGCUUCUCCCGCCAGCAAAACGUCUCUUUUUCUUCCCCCCCCCCAAAAAAAAUAAUUAUGUCCUAAAAGGUCUUAGUCUUAAGUGGUCAGGCCUUCAGACCCCAAAUCUAAACGUACUGUAGUGCUGAUGCCACUGGAGUCUGAGGAUCUGGCCCCCAGGAGAGGAGCUCGUCCCUCCUGCCCGAGCUUAGGGGACAAGAGAUGCACUAAAAACUCGUUGCACACCCCAAAAGGUGUCAGGGGAGUUCGUGUGAUGAAUCUGUGCUGGCCAUGGACGAAUAUGAAUGUCAUGUUCCUGGUCUCUUAGUGUCCUGCAGUCCUGAUCCUGCCAGCAGAGCUCUGGUAACCCCUGGAUUUCCCAAACCGGCUGGGGGGGGAGUUUGGUGCAAAAGGAGUUCAAGCCGCCCCCCCACGCCCCCCAAAAUCAGGAAAGGGACGUUUUGUACCCCAGACAUGAUUCAAAGAGCUGCCAGUCUGAGGCUAAAAGCUGGCCAGAAGGUUCCAUAAUCUUGCAUUGUAUUUAAAAGCUAACAUCUAUGUACUGUAUUUAACUGUCUAAAGCUUUAAAAGAAACCUAACAGAAACAAACCCUGUCUUAAGAGUAGAGUAUUAAAGGUCUUGCUCUAACUGUGGUAUAAAUAGUUUUAAAAUCUGUCAUGUACUGUACAUAAAGUCCACGAGAGUCUGCUUGAAAGGAGCAGAAUAUAAUAACUUUAUUGCCUAAACUUAGUUUUGUAAUUUAGCUCUUUCUUUUCUUAUUUUAUUAUUAUUUUUUUUCUUUUUUCCUGGAAACAGUAUCUCUGUCGUAUUUAAAGAGUUCACAUUCUACUCCGUGGCCUUUUUUAAUGGAAGAGGGGGAAAAAAUGGUUUAGGAUGGGAAUUGCAGGGCCAGAAAUGGCUAAAGUGGAGGGGGAAAAAAACCAAAUUAAAAGCAAGAGGAGUUGAGGCUGGCCAGUCCUGUCCCCCCAGAGCUGCUGUGAGACCCCCUCAGACCCCAGUGCUGCUGGGGGGGGCUCCUGUAGGAAUUAUCAGAUGCCUUGGGAAUUCCCUGGGAACACCAGUUGCUGGGAAAGGCAGGAAAAAUCCCAAAAUCCUCUGAAGCUUCAGCGGUGAAGCUGAGGACAGGGAUCCACACCUGGGAGCUGCCUUUCCCCCCAUCCUCCUCCUCCUCAGCAGGCUCUGGGAAGAGGAGCAGAGGGGCCCGUGCUGGGGGUCCCCCAAACCCGCUCCCAAAUCGCUCUGGGGGAGCCAAAAAAAUCAGGAUCAGCCAGGCCAGCUCCAAAUCCAUCCCCUCAGAGUCCCUCUGCAGGGUGGAUGGCUCUUCCUCAGCUACUUAGCCAGCUAAUAAAGGAGGGAUCUAUUUUCCUUUUCGAAACCUUAAAGCAAUAUAACUUUUUUUUCUUUCGUUUUGUUUUGGUUUCCUUUUAUUUUUUUUUUAAAUAAAUUAAAAAAAAAAAAAGACAAAAAAAAAAAAAACAAACCACGAAGCCUUUAAACAAUAACCUGCUGCUAAUAUGUGGAAACCAGAUGCAGUGGCAGCGUUUCUGAUGUUGCUGCCUUUGUUCAGUGUAGCCCCAAAGCGCUGUCAGAAAAUUGGAAGCAGCAAAAAAAAAAAAGGAAAAAAAAAAGAAAAAAAAGGUUGCUGACGCUCAAGGGUUAUUUUAAUUUUUUUAUUUUGAAGACUCUGAGUUGUAGGGCAAGGAAGAUGCAAUAUUGUUCCUUUUUCAGUCGGUCAGGGAUAGAGAGGCCAAGGAGAAGAAGUUUUGCAAGGUGAAAAAACCAAAGGCUCCUCGAAUAUCCCGCCCCUGAAAGUCGGGGGUUGAGCAGGAACUUUGACCCCAGGGUUGUGGGAUUCCCACCCCAGGGCAUCCCAGCCGGGAGACAGGGAAUUCUGCACCAAAUCCAUGGAAAUAGUUACAAAAAAGGUUCUUUACCUGGCUCGGGGCAGGGUCCAACCAACCCCCUGGGCUUCCCAAAGCCUCUCCCUGCCAGCCCCGCCCUUCCAUGGGAUGUUCCUCAUGGAAAAGUGGCUUCUCCAUUCCCAGGAAAGCCCAGAGAAGGAGGAUAAAGCUGAUUUGGGGCCGGGGAAGAGCGUGAGAUCCCCCCCAAGCUGAUCUUUUCUUGGGGUGGUCCCACCAAAAUUCCUCUUUCCCGGCAGCGCUUUAAACUCUUAAUUAAGGGUGCCCUUAAUAAAGGUGGGAAUUCAGCGGGAAAAUCCUCCCCCUCCCGGCUGGAUUUGCUGGGGUGCCACAGGAAACCACCCCUGUGCCCCCCAAACUCAGCUGGGUCCCACUGGCCGGGUUUUGGGGUUGAUUUGAGGCGGCACUUUUGUCCCCCCGAGCAGGUCUGGGGGUCACCUGGCCCUAACUAAGCCGGGCUCAAAGUCCCUCCUAACCAGGGCAGGUGGGACAGGAGCUUCCCAUGCCCUGGGAAAUUUUGGGAUGAGGUGGGAGAGCCCCCCCCGGGAUGGAUUUUCCAUCCCAAGUCUGGCGAUUUCACUGGUUAAUCUUUAUUUUUUUUUAAUUUUCACGGCAAAAGUGAUUUUGGUUUUUUUUCUUCUCUCGGGGGGCAGGGGAGGGGCUUCUCUAGAAACGUUUUGCAUGAGUCUCCUCGUGAUUUGUUUGCACUUUAGAACGUUUUGUGCCAUUAAUAAAUUUGCAUUUUAUUGUAUUUAUAAUUUAAAGAUGCCUAGAAGGGAGUGAGAGAGACUUUGGGGUUUUUUUUUUCGUUUUGGGGUUUUUUUUUUGUUUGGUUUUGUUCUGUUUUUUUUGCUGAGUACUGGAAUAAACAGUGAGCAUAUCUGGUAUAUGUCAUUAUUUAUUGUUUAAAUUACAUUUUUAAAGCUCAGUGUGUUCAUAUAAGAGGUUAUUUGAAACAUAUCAUAGUAACGAGAGAGAUGCAAGUUAUUUUCUUUGCUUAUUUUUAUAAUUAAAGAUGCGUAACAUAAUGAGGCCUAUGUUGGAUUUUUCUUCUGCAACGAAAUAAAAUGUCAAAUUUAAGGG